CGGCUCCCGGAGACGGCGCGCCGCGGGGAGUUGAGCAGCACUCAGAAUGGCAGCCUUGUCCACUGUAAUCCUCCUGUUGUGUGCUGCUAAAGAUGUGAUGCCCUCCAGUUCUCAGUGGAAGCCAACUUGGCCAUCUUACAGAGUUCCAGUUAUCCUGCCACAAUCUACCCUUAACUUGGACAAACCACAGUUUGAUGCUGAAGCCAGACUGGAAGUGGUAUCUCCCUGUGGCCCAGCAUGCCACAAAAGUUCUCCACUGCCAACUUAUGAAGAAGUGAAGAACUACCUGUCCUAUGAAACCUUGUAUGCUAAUGGUAGCCUCACUGAAACUGAAGUAGGCAUCUAUAUUUUGAGCAACAGCGGUGAUGGGUCUCAAGGCAAAUCUCGAACUAAGAGGCAGAUCUAUGGCUAUGACAGCAGGUUUAGCAUUUUUGGGAAAGACUUCUUGUUGAAUUACCCAUUCUCCACAUCAGUGAAGCUAUCUACAGGUUGUACGGGGACGCUGGUGGCUGAAAAGCAUGUUCUUACUGCUGCUCAUUGUAUCCAUGAUGGCAAGAGUUAUGUCAAAGGAGCUCAGAAACUGCGGGUGGGGUUUCUAAAGCCCAAAAUGAAAGAUGGCAGCAAAGUGACCAAUACCACCAACUCAGCAAUGCCUGAGAAAAUGAAAUUCCAGUGGAUCCGAGUGAAAAGGACACAUGUCCCUAAAGGAUGGAUCAAAGGCAAUGCCAAUGACAUUGGCAUGGAUUAUGACUAUGCCUUGCUGGAGCUGAAGAAGCCUCAUAAAAGAAAGUUUAUGAAAAUAGGAGUGAGCCCACCAGCAAGACACUUGCCUGGAGGGCGGAUUCACUUCUCUGGCUAUGACAAUGAUCGUCCAGGAAACCUGGUUUACCGUUUCUGUGAUGUCAAAGAUGAAACAUAUGACUUGUUGUACCAGCAGUGCGAUGCCCAGCCAGGGGCGAGUGGAUCUGGGGUGUACGUCAGGAUGUGGAAGAGGCAGAAUCACAAAUGGGAACGUAAAAUUAUUGGAAUAUUUUCAGGCCAUCAGUGGGUGGACAUGAAUGGCACCCCACAGGAUUUCAAUGUAGCUGUUCGCAUCACACCCCUCAAAUAUGCACAGAUCUGUUACUGGAUCAAAGGCAACUACCUUGACUGCAGGGAAGGAUAAAGACAAUGAAACUCCUUGAAAGCACUUAAUGACUGGUUUUAAUUACUCAUCUGAGGAGAGGCUAAACUUCUGCUGCAAAUAUGUGUGAUAGUUCUUGUAACAUUGGAAUGUCAUAUAUAGCUUCAAGCAAGCCACCUUGCUCUUAGGACAGGGGCUGUGUGGUGCUGUCAUUACAUCUUGAAACUGGGUAGAAAGCAGCAUCUGCUGGGUGGGGAAGAAGCAGGUGGUCUUGCUGAAUUUGCAGCCGAGCAACUGAAGAUUAAUUAGAGGCAGAUCAGUAAACAGUGUGAGAUCAGAACUGUCUCCAAAGAAUCUUAUAAAAGGGACGCUGUUGACUAUCUCAUGCCUGCAAUGUUUGUUUUAAUAAAUCCUAGGAUUAGUAGAAAUGCUUUGAUCUGAACUUUUAAAAGAAAAUAUUUCUAUGCUGUUGGGGGCUGAAGAGUGGCAUUUAAUGGUGUUUGCAACUCAAACAUUACAGUUUUUUGUUCCUGCAUGAGAAAGGGAGCGUGAAAAGGGCAAGGCAUGCACUGUGGGAGAUGAAUGCCACACAAAUAGCGUGAAGGGAAAAUAACUGCAUAACACUUCUAACCUUCUUUUGCCCUGAGUGAUUUGAAAUUUUAUUGGUAACAUAGUUAAGAAAAAUGCUUUUUGAGCAAACAGACCUUAAUAUUGCAAGGACAUGACUGUAGAAAUGAUGUUGGUCAUACAAGCAGUGCCAUUGCGUCCUGCUUUGGGAAACACAAAUCAGAGGUUUUAUUCUCUAUAGCAGCUGGGGCAUAGCCUUCCACCUUGCAGGAUUCCUGUGAAUAUGCAUUACAGAAAGUCUACAGGGACAGAGGUUUGUUUUCUGUUAUAAACCUGCUUAGAUCUUUUAAGGAAAACCUUGUGUCAGCAAGUCAAAUUUUCAGAGAGGAAGCCUGUCUUUGGUCUUGCUGGCCAUUUGACUUGCUGCCUGCAAAGCAGGCAAACUCUACUGAGUUUUACCCUUUUUUGUUGAAGGUCCAUGUUGUUUUACCUAAAAAUGCACCAGGUAGAAGGACUCUAGAUUUUUAAGUGUCUGUCUAGUGUAUCCCUUUGACAAUGUAAUUUGUGUGACAUCUUGACUUCCAUUUCUUGUGUUGUUUGGGACAGGAAUCCUCCUCCCCACCAGAUUGUUGAGUUACAAAUAGUUCUUGGCAAAUGCAGUUCAGCAAUUCUGUAGCUGGAGUAGAGCCACGUUAUAGGAUGUAAUCUGAGUUUGCUAUGAAGUGAUGCUCUGCUCUUAUAGAUCAUAGAAUCAUAAAAUCAUUUCAGUUGGAAAAGACCUCUAAGAUCAUUUAGUCCAACCAUUCGCCUGACAGUCAUUAAAUCAUGUCCUGAAGUGUCAUGUCUAUCCUUUUUUUAACACCUCCAGGGAUGGUGGUUCCACCACCUCCCUGGACAGCCUGUUCUAAUGCCUGACCACUCUUUCAGUCAAGAAUUUUUUCCUAAUAUCCAAUCUAAGUCUUCCCUGGCACACUUUGAGGGCAUUUCCUCUUGUUCGAUCAUUUGAUACUAGGGAGAAGAGAACAACACCCACCUUACUACAACCUCCUUUCAGGUAGCUGUAGAGAACUAACGUGACUUAGUUUUUUGCUACAGCAGAAUUAGAGUUUAAAACAAGAACUGCCCCUUAUAGGUAAAAUCAGAGCAGCCAAAUACUUCCAGCUUAGCAAACAGUGUUGGGAAGUCCAUGUGGUAUGUACAAAGAGUUUCUCAGGUGGGUUGUGCCACUGUAUGACAAUGUCAUGCUACCAUGUCAAUAUUACUAUUUCAAAUAGGAGGACAGACACUAGCUCCAGUUCCAGUUUCUCUUCCAUCUGUCUCUCACUAUCUCCUGAAGCUUGCCUGUGCUGCUUGGUGUAGUGGAUCAAAGGCAAGUCCCUAGUGUGAAGCAGCAGAGCUGGGAAGGAAUGUAUCUAAGCAGAGCUUCCCUAUGCUACACAAGAAAAAUGUUAAUUCAAUUAAGCCUCUCCUCCCCUCUACUAAUUACUAUGGCAUUUGUACACAUAUGCCUGAUGGUGCUUUAUCUUUGUGAUGGCUUUGGCUCUAGUUCUGAGAAACAUUUUUUGCUAGAGCUGCCUGUGAUUAGUAUUUUUAUAGGUGCAGCAUACAAAAACAUGGACCCUCAUGUGGGCUUUUGGUGCACUCAGAUACAAGCAGUUACUAAUGCUUCAAAAUAUGAAUAAUCACCAUAUGUAUCUGAUGAUCUUUUUUUGCCUUUUUAUUUUAAUUUACUUUAUGGCUGUUAUCUGGAGCACUUUUGUUUGAA
Molecule: messenger RNA, 3455 nt
Organism: Indicator indicator
Lineage: Eukaryota; Metazoa; Chordata; Aves; Piciformes; Indicatoridae
Gene: PRSS23
Product: serine protease 23
Exons: 2
Coding region: 47-1165 (372 amino acids)
Biological process (GO): proteolysis
Molecular function (GO): serine-type endopeptidase activity
Source: RefSeq, a predicted model, not a curated record